This is a messenger RNA of Parasteatoda tepidariorum (common house spider), 3542 nucleotides long. RefSeq names its product lysophosphatidylserine lipase ABHD12-like. Gene Ontology annotation, cellular component: endoplasmic reticulum membrane. Gene Ontology annotation, molecular function: phosphatidylcholine lysophospholipase A1 activity; monoacylglycerol lipase activity. Gene Ontology annotation, biological process: phosphatidylserine catabolic process; monoacylglycerol catabolic process. The record is from RefSeq and is a predicted model, not a curated record. Lineage: Eukaryota; Metazoa; Arthropoda; Arachnida; Araneae; Theridiidae.
AAAAUUUGUUGAAUGGCUUAUCUAAUUUACAUUCUUUUUACUGAAUCUUAUUUUGUUUGUGGCGAUAUUGUAUAGAACCCAUUAACGGAGUAUUUAAAAAAAAAUUAUGAUAGAAGAGAUGAGAACUUCUAGUCAUCAGCAAAACAACAAAAGUACAAAUUUCGAGAAUUAAUUUGCACUUUUAGAAUAUCAUGAUUUUUAAUCCGUAUGAUAGUUCUCGAAUCCAAUUGUGUUGUCAACUUCCGGGCUUGACGAAAUGGAAAUUCAUUCGUAACGGUUCUUGAAACAAACUGUGUUGUUAGCUUCUGGACUUGACGAAAUGGAAAUUCAUUCGUAACGGUUCUUGAAACAAACUGUGUUGUUAACUUCUGGAUUUGAUGAAAUGGAAAUUGAUGAGUUAUAGUUCUCGAAUUCAACUCUGUAAUUAACUCCUGGACUUAGCGAAAUGGUAUAAGCAAAAGAAUUUGUUUGAAAACUCUUCAAUUAACAAAUGAGUUCAUUAGUUUGAUACUCUCCUAUUUUUAAUCUAGUACUUGAUGUGAAUGUGUGGCUUCUUUAAACCAUGAUCAUCAAUUGAUUGGAGACAAGUAUUGCUUUUUAUCUGAAAGCAAUUUCCAUCGAUUGAUUAAAAAUGUGUAGCAAGUGUUUGUCCUCGAGUGCUCUUUGCACGGAAACUUUUUUCGAACAAAAUGGGAACAAAAAAUUUAAACCAUUUUUUUACAUCAAACUGGAAUACUUCCUCUCAUGGAUGCUGGAAUCACCUUUCUUCAUGAUGGGUCAAGCAUUCUCGAAGAGGUUGUUGGAUGCAGAUAUUUUUUCUCACAAGAGGAAUUGGAGAAUCUUCAGUCAACCCUGGGUGGUCAGAACUCUCUUCACUUUACUGUUCGUAUUCUACUUAGGCGUCCCAGCCUGGUUCUAUUUCUGUCCUUGGUUUAGAAGAACAGCUGUCUAUCUGCACUUUGCUGACUGGCCAUUCCAGGCCCUGUCUGACCCUGAAAAAUAUGGUUUAAGCAACACAAAACACUUCUUCGUAGAAACUUCAACUGGAGAACUCCUUGGCGUGUGGCACAUACUUCCGAAUAGUGCGAACUUUACCCUCAACGUUCCUUCAUCAUUUGAUAAUGAUGACCAACCUGUUAUUCUAUACCUUCAUGGAAGUGCUGAGUCAAGAUCUGCUCCAUACAGGAGAAGCAUGUACGGUGUAUUGACGAGAAAUCCGCUGUGUGCCCAUGUUGUAACUUUUGAUUACAGGGGAUUCGGCGACUCCACUUACAUUUCUCCCACGGCCUCAACACUUCAAGAAGAUGCCAUGGCAAUGUUUCUCUGGUUGCAAAAGUAUGUGGAUGCAUCUAGAAUCAUCAUUUGGGGUCACUCCAUGGGAACAGGCAUCGCAGUCAAACUUGGUGAAGCCUUGUCAAAAAGUAAUCAAAGCAAUCCUUUCGCUAUUGUUUUAGAAGCACCUUUUACAAGCAUUGCCGAUGCCACACGAACGUUUCCUCUAUCCUAUUUUCACAGACGUCUACCCUUGUUUGAAACAUUUUGUGCUCAACAAACCCGUCACCCAGACACGAAUCUGAACAGUGACGAAAGAAUUGGAGCUGUCACUGCACCAAUACUCAUUUUACAUGCCGCUGAUGACAGUAUGGUAUGGUCAGAGCAAGGAAAAACGCUAUGGAAACGGGCAAUAAGAGAUCGCCCGUCUAACUUGCAUAGACCUGUUUUUGUAGAACUGGACGGUAAACACGGUUGUGGACAUAGAAAUAUCCAUAAAGCGCCGAAUUUGUCUUCCGAAGUGUUUAAGUUCUUAGAAAGUGUCAAAUUAUACAACAUUGCUCAAAAUAGUUGCCAAAGAAUUUUAAAAUGUGAUAUAAAUGAAGACUACCGGUGAAAUUUAGAGCUUAUUUUGCAUAAAUUAAACAAUGUGCUUAAUGAGCAAUAGUUUUGUAGAUUGCCGAAUGAUCUUGGAAUCAGAAGGCAAGUCGAGAUGUUUCCAUUUAUCCUCACACUAAACUACGUCUGUAAUGAAGGCACACAACACUAAACAGGGCUUUGUCCAAAAAGUAGAGUCAAAUAAGAAAUAUUUACUUCACUAAAUUAGUAUAAGCCAUUAAAAAAUUUCCUAAGAGGCCACUCAGCUACGAUGCAUCACUUUCAGCGAGAUUUCCAGAUGUUGAAGGCGUUAUAGUAGGCCUUUCAUGAAAUGUCUUGGAACAAGGACUUUUUACGUUGUCAACUAUCUAGAAAUGAUGUUCUUUCAUGUGAGCUUAGAAGACAGAAAACAAUGAUCAGCCUGAGAAAGUCAUAUAAGCAAUGCAGAUCGGCGGAAGAACUGUUAUUCCCCAUUUACACGAGACCUGAAAUCAGGUGCGUGACGUCACAACAGGAACGAAAAUCUGAUUUUUCUCCUACGAUUUUUUUUACCCAACUUUCAGGGAAACUUUGUCCGGUAAAGACAACUCCAAGUCAGGUCGGAAAUCGGGGGCAUGAUGAUUGGCUUGUUGUGCCACAUGAUAAUUUUUCGCCUUCAGGAAUGAGGUAAAUUAUACAAGCUUUUUUUCAGGCUAGUAACUUUGGAAGAUUGUUUUCAGUCCUCGUGUAAAUGGGAUAUUAACUCCUUUAAGUCGUCCUGGAAGCUAGUCAGGAGGAAGUGGGUCUUUUCUUUACACACUUUCCUCAGCUGCAAAUUUUCCUUGACAAUAACGUGAACGGUACUCUUUGGAAUUCUUAAUGUCUGAGCCAUUAAACUGAUACUAAAACGAUGGUCUAAAACAAAUUGCUCAGAUGCACGCAUUAUAUUUUCAUCCGUGGUGGUCUUCCAGCCAAGGUUUUAUUACCGACCUCUUCACAACCUUAAAAAAAUGCCUUGUAUCACAGGCAGACUUGGCUUGACACCCAUCAUUAGAGGCUGUAUUUAUCAUGGAAAAUGUUUUCACAGCAGUCUUGCCGUGUUUCACCGAAAAUUUGAUAUCAAUCAAACACAACAUUACAGCUUGAAAUGAAGUUACAGCCAUAAUGAGAUUCACGAAAAUGUUUGUUCUUAUUACUAAUCCCAAUUGAUCCGAGCAAGUUGCGACGUGUAUUCUCUUCUCAGUAAAAUCAAAGGACUACUCUUGUAUGUUUGAUAAGGUGAUACAGUGAGAGAUUUUUGAUACAUAAGUUGCGCAAACCUGCAUAGCCUAUUUGGAAACCCGACACUGAUACUACUAGCUAUGACUAUCUAUCCGUUACAAUGUGGUGUUCAGUUAGAAACUCAUUUUGGCGUUUUUUCAUUACUUUAGUCAAGGAUCUAUAAUGGAUAAAGAUUUGUAAGCAGCAGUAUUUUUAUGAUUCACCACAUAAUAUUCAGUUAGUUAACCGAAUGCUUGUAACAAUAUGACGAGUAGCCUUGUUUUGGAAUUUUGAAUUUUUAGUCAUGAACGUUUGCGUCGCAAUAUUCAGAGAAACAAUUUGUGAAGUGGUUUUUAAUUUAUUGUACUUAAGAAAAACCAUUGUAUAUUAUGUAGAUAAAUCUGAGCGAAAUAAAAAAAAACAAUCAAAUAGUU